This is a messenger RNA of Nanorana parkeri, 6391 nucleotides long. RefSeq names its product general transcription factor IIIC subunit 1 (gene GTF3C1). The record is from RefSeq and is a predicted model, not a curated record. The coding region runs from base 1 to 6306 and encodes 2101 amino acids. Lineage: Eukaryota; Metazoa; Chordata; Amphibia; Anura; Dicroglossidae. The transcript is spliced from 41 exons. Gene Ontology annotation, biological process: transcription initiation at RNA polymerase III promoter; 5S class rRNA transcription by RNA polymerase III. Gene Ontology annotation, cellular component: transcription factor TFIIIC complex. Gene Ontology annotation, molecular function: DNA binding.
AUGGAGGCGCUGGAAGCGGUAUUAGAUGAAGUGGCUUUGGAAGGCUUGGAUGGGAUCACGGUCCCGGCUCUGUGGUUGCGUCUCCAAGCUUGUGUCCCCACGUUUCCUCUCUUGCUGGAUGCCGCCACUAAGGAGCUCUUAUGGCAGUCCCUGUUGCGGCAGGAUGAGCUGGAUUUCUGUGAACUCCCCGAAGAGAGGCAGCCCCUGGUGAUCAACAACAGGUAUGAAGAGCUUGAUUGUGAUCCCAGUGUACUUAAAGCCAAAGGAGAUUAUAUCACUGAAGACAUCUACCCAGUUCAUACCAUAAUAGAUAAUAAAAAUGGGAUCCAAGGCUCGUGCCGUUUUUUUAAGGAGCGAGUUUCAGUUGCAGAGCACCUAAGAAAACACCCAAUCACAUGUGAAGAUGCAGUUGCUAAAUGGCGAGAGAAACUUGUGAUUGUUGCUUCUCAGACUUUGCGGUUUCGGGCUUUGAUAGGAUGGGAUGGUGAUCCUUCAUUAAAGUUACCAGAUUGUUCAUACUGCUUGCUUGAGAAAAUUGGAAGAUCACGCUGGCAAGGAGAAAUUCAGAGGGACCUGCAGGGAGACUUCAAGGUGGACGCUGGGAAAAUCCAUUAUAUUCGACAAGUGCUUGAUAGGAAAGACCUCUUAACAAUGCAGACACAUGUUAUCAAGCUACCCAGUGGAGCUCAGCAGCAUUCUUUACUUCUCCUUCUGAAGCGCUUUCAUGUUGACAGGAAAAAUAAGUAUGAUACACUUGCAGAGAGGGUUUCUUUAGUGUUAAGUGAACGUGCGAAUCGCAUAGAAACUCUGGUUAACCUUCGGGAAGAAAUGGGUUUACCUGAACGACUCUUUAAAAGACUGUAUUAUUAUAUGGCUGCUGCAGGAAUUGUGAAAAUAAUUUCUUUGCCAUUACAAGAGAUUCAGCCACUUACUGAGCAUUGCAAAACUAAGAGAGGUACCGAUAUAAUGGUUCGUUGUGUGAAGCUGAUAAAGGAAUAUAAAAGAAAGGAAAAUGAUGACGAUGAGGAUGAUGAUUUGAAAACUGCAUCAGUUCCUAUUGACAUAAUAUAUGAGAAGGACAUGUUAACACAAACCUAUGAGCUGAUUGAAAAUCAAGGCACAAAUGGAAUUUCACAAAGAGAGAUAAGAUUGGCAAUGAAUGUGGGGAAGCUGGAAGCCAGAAUGUUAUGUCGUUUAUUAGAAAGAUAUAUGUUGAUUAAGGGCUUCAUGGAAGAUGAAGGACGUCAGCGAACUACCAAAUUUAUUUCUCAUGUGUUUGUUGAGGAAAGUGAAUUACGCAGACAAUUCUUAGAGGAAAAAGCAAAAAGCGAGCAGCUAUCAUUAAUGAAUUUGGAUACAUUACAAAAUGUAGAAGAGGACAAAGCAAUGUCUCCAGAAAACAACCCAUCUGUGGACUCGCACAUUUCAGAAGAUGAGAAGGAUGAUAUGAGUGAAUACAUUGCUAAGACAAGCACUCCUCUACCUCCAUCAAAGGAGAUUGAAGUGGCUUUGUUGCACUCCUUACCGCAGGUCCCCAGUCCUGUGGGGGUGCUUGUAGUGACUGAUGGCGUCGCAAGACAAUGUGAAUUACGCAGACAAUUCUUAGAGGAAAAAGCAAAAAGCGAGCAGCUAUCAUUAAUGAAUUUGGAUACAUUACAAAAUGUAGAAGAGGACAAAGCAAUGUCUCCAGAAAACAACCCAUCUGUGGACUCGCACAUUUCAGAAGAUGAGAAGGAUGAUAUGAGUGAAUACAUUGCUAAGACAAGCACUCCUCUACCUCCAUCAAAGGGAAAAUCCUGUUUUCAGCUCGCUGAACUGGACAAAAUCUCAGUCACAUCAGAAAACAACUGCAGUAGGGACAGUCUCCAUAUAGAGCCCAACCUUUCUAUGAUAACUACACACUCUGCAGAUGAGGAUAGAGAUGAUAUCUCUGUAAUUGAGGAGGUUCCAGACUUAAAAGCUAAAAGAGGUAAAAAGUCUUCUAAGUCAGCAACACUGGAAAAAUCUCGUGAAACCUAUCGCCUUUUGAAAAGGAGGAACAUAAUCGUGGAGACUGUUAAGAAUUUGCGAUUAGUGGAGAGCUUGUUCACUCUCCAAAAAAUGAUUGUAGAACAGGAGAGACUGGAAGGUGUACCUACUAAGUGCUGCAAGAAAUCUAUCGUGAGACUGGUACAGAAGCUGUCUCAAGAAGGUCUAGUUAGGCUUUAUCGUACUAUAGUUGUACAGGAUGGAAUAAGCAAAAAGGUGGAAUUUGUGGUUCAUCCAUCAAUUAAUCCAAGUGAUCCUUUGGUUAAAAGCACUGUUGAACAAAUUCGUUUUCGCAUGUCAAAUUCUACUUCAGGGAACCGAGCACGCUUGCCUCACAGUGCGUCCACUCCUGGUAAGGCUGAACCUGAUGAACAAAACAAAGAAAACAAAGGAGAAAAACACAAGACCUCUCUCUUCCUGGGUGACAGUGCUAAAGAUGUGCUUGGAGGCCAAGAUUCAAUGGAUGUGAAACAGUUAAAAAAUUAUCAUCCAAUUAUAGUUCCUGGACUUGGCCGUACUCUUGGCUAUCUUCCAAAAAUGCCACGCUUGAAAAUAACACAUAUCUAUCUCUGGUAUAUUGUCUAUGGUCACCCCAUGCAUACAUUGCCGCAGCAGAAAACACCAGAGAGCAAGCCACCUUCUGGUAACACUCAAGAUAAAAAGUGUGAGGAUGACAUGCCGCCAUCUUGCCACCUUACAGACAGCUGUUCUAAUACAGAGGAUGUUUUAGGCCCUGAGGUUGAAAAGUGUAUUACAGCUGAUAAUACAGAAGAAAGUACAUCAAACACAUUAGUCUGCACUGUGGGGGCCACCGGGCAUCUUCUGAAUCACCGCUUAAUAUAUGUUGAAGAAGAGUCUUGGAUAAGGUGUGUGCCUCCUGCCUCCCUCCACUGUGACUUUGGACCUGGUUGGGUUGUUGUUAGUGACAUCCUACUCUGUUUGCCCCUUUCCAUCUUCAUACAAAUAGUUCAAGUCAGUUACAAGGUUGACAACCUUGAGGAUUAUUUAAAUGAUCCUAUAAAAAAGCACACCUUAAUCAGACAUCUACCAAGACCAAUGCGUCAACAGCUGCUGUACAAAAGGCGAUAUGUUUUCUCAGUGUUUCAGGGGCUUCAGAAACUGAGUUGUAUGGGUUUGGUGCAGUUUGGUCCAACUGAAAAAUUUCAAGAAAAAGAUCAGAUAUUUGUGUAUGUGAAAAAAAAUGCAACAAUUGUUGAUACAACUGCAUGUGACCCUCAUUACAAUUUAGCCCAUGCAAACCUUCCUUUUGAAAAGCGUUCUUAUCGUUUGGAAACCAUUCAAGAUGUGGAGAAUUUUUGGUUUGAUUUGCAAUUUGUUUGUCUGAAUACACCUUUGGGAGUUGUACGCAACUCUCGUGGGAAGAAACUAAAUAAGGAUAAUGUGCCAGGACAAGAUAUCGAUGCAGAAUCUGAAGAACAACAGAAUCUGGAGAGAAAGUGUAACAUUCUAGAGAGUGUCAUGGGAAGUAAAGAAGUGGUCGAUGCUGGAUCGAUUCCUGGAGAUGGACUGGGAGCUGGUGGGCUUGAUUCGAGUUUCUAUAGCCAUUUAAAACGGAACUGGAUUUGGAUAAGCUACAUUGUUAAUAACAACAAAAAGACUAAAUAUGCACAACAAGGCUUUACUCUAAGACUUCAGACCUUUCUGAACAAACCCAUGUUACUUCUUGGCUCAAAUGGUAAAAAGGAAAGAGUCUUUGGGGAUAUGAGAAUGUCAGAAAGUGGAGAGCUUAUUGAGAUGGUAAAGGAAACUACAGUGUGUCGCAAUAAACGGGUUUGUGGAGGGAAAAACCGGAAACGAAAAAAACUGAAGCAACACCUAGAAAAAAAGCAGAAAGUAAAGCAGAAAAAGAAGGAAAAGACGGAAGAAAAAAUAAAAAGAAGUCGAUACCAUGAUGAGGCUGAUCAGAGUGCAUUACAGAGAAUGACCCGUCUGCGAGUGGCAUGGACAGCACAAGAGGAUGGCUUGCUUAUGCUCUGUCGAAUAGCUAGUAAUAUUCUAAACAGAAAGGUGAAUAGACCAUUUGUGCCCUGGCAAGUGGUCAGAGAUAUUAUGCAUUCCAGCUUUGAAGAGUCACUGGAUAAAACAUCACACUCUAUUGGAAGAAGAGCUCGUUACAUAAUGAAGAAUCCUCAGACAUACCUUAAUUACAAAGUAUGUUUGGCAGAGGUUUAUCAAGAAAAAGGCCUUGUAGAAGACUUUAUGAAUCGAAAAGCCUGUUACGAUGAUCUUAAGAUUUGUGCUGCAGAGUUCAAAGAAUUUGUAGAGAGACUAAAAGUGAAGUUCAGCACAAAGAUGGAUGAUCCUGCAUCUCAAAUUCCAGAAACCGUGGAUGAUCUCUUUAAUAGGUUUCGUGUUCUGGCAGUUGGAGAUGAGUCCAUCCAAGAGAGUGGAUUAGAAAGUAUUAACAGUGUUGAAGACAUCCAAGUUUUAGUGCUGCAGAACCUUAUCUUGAGCACACUGGCACUUUCUGAUAUGCAGAUGAAAUCAUGUCGGUCUUUGCAAACAUAUCGUAUGUAUAGACAGUAUCACGAUGACAUUCUUGUGAAGGCUUUCUUGGAAUUUCAAAAGAAAAGACUGGUAAAUCGACGUCGAGGCAACCAUCUGUUGGGGCCAAAGAAAAACCGUGCUCUCCCAUUUUUGCCAAUGUCAUUUCAGCUAUCCCAGACUUACUAUAGGCUUUUUAUCUGGCGAUUUCCAUCGACAAUAUGUACAGAAUCCUUUGAGUUUUUGGAAAAACUGAAGACAUAUGGAAAUACUGAUGAACCUGAUGUGUUUACGUUUGGGGAUCAAACUAAUGAAACGUCUACAGACAUGUUGGUAUAUCCUCUGGAUGGACAAGGUGGCCAGUGUGCAACUGUUCUUUCCCUCCUGCUGCUGGGAUUUAUAUCUGUGAAUGUUAAAAUUCCAGACCAAAUUGUAGUUGUUGACAGCAAUUUGGUUGAUAAUGAAGUUAUAAAUAAAAAAAGCUACUUCCUUGGAAGAGAUGGUCUUGAUGACGAGGAUUUUGAUGAUGAAGAAGUGGAUGAAAAUGUAUCGCAUAAACGUAAAAUAGAAGUUAAAGCUCGUCAGGCAUCUCAUACCAACUAUCUGCUAAUGAGGGGUUACUGUGCCCCAGGAAUUGUCAGUACAAGGAAUCUCAACCCGAAUGAUAAUGUUGUUGUUAACUCUUGCCAAGUACAUGUUAAACCAAGAAAUACACCUCUGAAUGGACGGUUAAAAGAUUGGGGUUCCUUCAGUGACUUUACUGCAGACAUGCCUUCACUACCAUCUCUUUUUACUGAACUCUUCAACAUUAAUGACCGGAGUGAUGAUACUUUCCUAAAUCAUUGCAUACAUACCCUUGGAUACAGCUCUAAAGAUGUGUCAUGUGCAGUGGAAAUUCAGUCAGCAGUUGAAGCUUGUUCACAUUUUGGCCUACAGAUAUUCGAUCUUGGAAAAAGAUUUCUGCAAUAUGAAGAUGUAGGAAAUGAAAGGACUAGAUCUCUACAGCAGUAUUUACAGGACCUUGUAACAUACAGACAACUAAUACAAGUUGGAGGAGCCUCUGUAAGACUGGUAGCAAGAACUCAUGCUAGUCCCUGGCUUAUGAAUGCAAAUUGUGUAAAAGAACCAGCUACUCAGGACAAAACACUUUUUAAUAAAGACACUGAUUGCCCAAAGUCUGAUCAACAAGCCUCUGCAGAGCAAACUGAAGGUGACUCCAGCAUCUAUGAACCCCCAAGAAAGAAAGCUCACUUAGAACUCAAGAUUGCAGAGCGCUUAUCUGACCCAGAAAAUCCAGCAGUUCCUGUAGUUCCAAUCAAUACUGGAAACAUGCAGACUCUUCCGAAAAUGUGUACAGUAGAUGCUAAAGCAAUGUCACAGGAAAACUGCUUUCUAGGAAGACCAUGGAGAAUUGUGGAUGGCAGUUUAAAUAAACCUGUGUGCAAGGGAAUGCUGGAAGCUGUUCUGUACCAAAUUAUGUCUAAGCCAGGCAUUACUGAAAAGGACUUGGUCCACCAUUACAGUGGUGUCUUACAGCCUGUCAUUGUUAUCGAGCUAUUACAGGUGCUGGAACAAAUUGGAUGUAUAAAGAAGUGUUACAUGGAAAAAUGUUUCAAAGCUACUCUGUGCUCCCAAUGUAAAAUUCCUCAAGUACACAAUACCUCCAGACUCUCUGGGGAUUUAAUAGCAUUUUAUGAACCUACUAUUGACUGCACCCUGAGACUUGGUGGAAUUUUUCCCUCUGAAGAUAACUGGAAUAAAUGGGUAUUAUAAAGAUAUGUGUAUAUUGGAUAUACGUCCGCAAUUUAUUCAAUACAUUUACUAAUUUGUAAAAUAUUUUGUACUCUAAAGUAUCAUG